Messenger RNA from Talaromyces proteolyticus, 2103 nucleotides. Its product is annotated as putative sphinganine hydroxylase Sur2. The transcript has 2 exons. Gene Ontology annotation, biological process: lipid biosynthetic process. Lineage: Eukaryota; Fungi; Ascomycota; Eurotiomycetes; Eurotiales; Trichocomaceae. The coding region runs from base 437 to 1705 and encodes 422 amino acids. The record is from RefSeq and is a predicted model, not a curated record. Gene Ontology annotation, molecular function: iron ion binding; oxidoreductase activity.
AGUUUUAUCGUCUGAUUGUACGUUCUUCUUCCACCUUGCCCUGAUUCAUCGCCACAGGCGCUCUCAUGGCCUGUUGGACUGCCUUUUAAUUAAUCUAACCUACGCUCCUUGAUUUGCUACUGCCUGAUUUCCUACUGACACCGUGCGACUUUCCCUCCGGCCCUAAUUCUCCCUCUGCGCGCCGUCGCCUCCUUCCGGCCGAACCACGCCAUCUCGACUGCUUCGCGUCGCACCUUGAAGACGUCGUGUCCUGUCAGCCAUCGCUGCUAUUUCAGCGCUGACCUAUGCGCCUUCCUAAUACUCACUUUUAUAAUAAUCGCCUCGGCCUGUUGAAUACGACCACCUGAGCUAAUCACUGCUGUUUCUUUUCCGCUUCCUCCAACCAGUCCGCUAUCCUUGACGCAUAUUUAUAUUUAUUAAUUUUGUCUUCCUCAAAAUGGCCUCGAAUUCGUCUAUCCUCCUCGACCUUCCCCCUCUCCCCUCAUAUAUACUGACGCCACGUGUGCCUGUCCUUGCGCCGAUCCCCGACAACAUUCUCUCUCUCAUUCUUCCCGUGGUCGCCUAUUGGGUAGUCUCCAUGAUCUUCCACUUCAUCGAUGUUAACGACCUUUUUUCCCAGUACCGAUUACACACCCCUGCCGAACUGCUCAAGCGAAACCACGUGUCUCGGAUUGAUGUCGUGCGCGAUGUCAUCCUGCAGCAUAUCAUUCAGACCAUCGCGGGGCUGGGGUUGUCUUUCUUUGAUGAGAAAGAAUUUGUUGGGCGAGAAGAGUACGAUGUGGCUGUCUGGGCACGCCGUAUCCGCAUCAUGCAGCGAGUCAUUCCGACCGUCCUAGGAUUUAUUGGUAUUGACGCAAUUGGAUUGUCCAAGAGUUUGUCAGCCUACCCGGCUCUGUCGGGCUUUUUGGCCGGUGGAGUAUACCCGGAUCUUGUCCAGAAAUUGGUCCUGGAUAAUGGCAAUGUGUCGAUGGCCCCGGCUCAUGCUACUUGGGAGCUCGUCGUUGCCCAUUUUAUCUAUAGCUACUUCAUUCCGGGCCUGCAGUUCUUUUUCGCCAUCGGUAUCCUCGAUACAUGGCAGUACUUUUGGCAUCGGGCGAUGCAUCUUAAUCGCUGGCUUUAUGUGAACUUUCACUCCCGUCAUCACCGCUUGUAUGUGCCAUACGCCUUCGGUGCGCUGUAUAAUCACCCCGUCGAGGGAUUUCUAUUGGAUACUGCGGGUACUGGUGUGGCAUUCCUCCUAACCCAAAUGACUCACCGCCAAGCCAUGUGGUUCUUUACUUUCUCUACGAUCAAGACGGUCGAUGACCACUGCGGAUAUCACUUCCCAUGGGACCCUCUCCAGCUCAUUACAUCGAACAACGCGGCUUACCAUGACAUUCACCAUCAAAGCUGGGGUAUCAAGACCAACUUCUCUCAGCCAUUCUUUAUUUUCUGGGAUCGCUUCAUGGGAACCCGUUGGCAAGGAGACGUGACUCUCAAGUACGAGCGAGCCAGAACCGCCGCUGAGAAGCAAGUCGAGCGCGAACGGAGUGAAAAUAACGGCCAACCCGUCAAAACUGUCUUAGAGUCGGAGCCAGGUCCAUUGGACGCAGGGAUGGAGGAUGUUCCCGUCCAAGAACGGGCUCCCCGAAAAAUCCUCCCUCGAACAACCCGGUCUGCCUCAAAGAGAAUCCACGGCGUGAAUGGUAGCAUUCGCCAAAAGUAAUAACCGGAUAGUCUGUGCAUCCUGUGUUUGAUGACUAUAUACGAAAAAAAGAGGGUGGUACCGGCUAUUCUCCUAAUUCUUCUUCUUUUCAUCUUCCUUCGUUACCACUUCCUUCUUUGUUUAUACGGAUUUGUAAUUUUCUUUGAAUGGGGAGUAGCUGGCCUGCUACCGUUGAUUCGUUUGUUCCUGUACAUCAGCUUAGAUUCGUACCUGUAUUAGUUUUACUUCAAUGUUACCGAGAACUGUUACGAAUAAGGCAUGAGAACGGGCAAUAAAGAUCAUGAUAUAUACCGAUAUCUCCCUUUUAUUGUAGGAUAAGAUAGCCACUGUACUACACAUCUGCUAUACAACAAGUAGAGACUGAUAUUACUAGCAAAUGACAAUCAAGACUAUGUUAU